This is a messenger RNA of Physeter macrocephalus (sperm whale), 2177 nucleotides long. RefSeq names its product unk zinc finger (gene UNK). NCBI's taxonomy places the organism in Eukaryota, Metazoa, Chordata, Mammalia, Artiodactyla, Physeteridae. Gene Ontology annotation, molecular function: metal ion binding. Bases 1 to 2094 code for a protein of 697 amino acids. The transcript is spliced from 14 exons. The record is from RefSeq and is a predicted model, not a curated record.
AUGGCGCUGGGAAUGGAGAUGAAGAGGCUUAGAGGCCCUUGGGGGACUUGGUGGCCAACUUCUUGCUGGGAAACAAGGGACUUAACUCUCCGCUCCUGGCCUACCCUACUCGGGGGCUCUCCCUGCAGGUACCUGAAGGAAUUCCGCACUGAGCAGUGCCCGCUCUUUGUGCAACACAAAUGUACUCAGCAUCGGCCCUACACCUGCUUCCACUGGCAUUUCGUGAACCAGCGACGCCGCCGGUCCAUCCGCCGUCGGGACGGCACCUUCAACUACAGCCCCGACGUCUACUGCACCAAGUACGACGAGGCCACAGGCCUCUGCCCGGAGGGCGACGAGUGCCCAUUCCUGCACAGGACCACAGGGGACACUGAGCGCAGGUACCACCUGCGCUACUAUAAGACUGGAAUCUGCAUCCACGAGACAGACUCAAAAGGCAACUGCACCAAAAACGGCCUGCACUGCGCUUUUGCUCAUGGGCCCCACGACCUCCGCUCCCCUGUCUACGACAUCAGGGAGCUCCAGGCAAUGGAGGCCUUGCAGAACGGCCAGACCACAGUGGAGGGCAGCAUAGAGGGCCAGUCGGCUGGGGCCGCAAGCCACGCCAUGAUAGAAAAAAUCCUCAGUGAGGAGCCUCGGUGGCAAGAGACCGCUUAUGUGCUGGGGAACUAUAAGACGGAGCCGUGCAAGAAGCCCCCACGGCUGUGCCGCCAGGGUUAUGCCUGUCCCUACUACCACAACAGCAAGGACCGGCGGCGGAGUCCCCGGAAACACAAAUACAGGUCCUCUCCGUGUCCGAACGUAAAACACGGGGACGAAUGGGGUGACCCUGGCAAGUGUGAGAGCGGAGACUCCUGCCAGUGCUGCCACACCCGCACGGAGCAGCAGUUCCACCCGGAGAUCUAUAAAUCUACCAAGUGCAACGACAUGCAGCAGUCGGGCAGCUGUCCCCGAGGACCCUUCUGCGCCUUCGCCCACGUAGACCAGCCACCCCUCGGUGACGACCUGCAGCCUCCCUCAGCCGUGUCCAGCCCCAGCCAGCCGGGUCCCGUCUUGUACAUGCCGUCCGCUGCCGGGGACUCGGUGCCUGUGAGCCCUUCCAGCCCGCAUGCCCCUGACCUCAGCGCUCUCCUCUGUAGAAACAGCAGCCUCGGCAGCCCAUCUAACCUCUGUGGCUCCCCACCGGGCUCCAUCAGGAAGCCCCCGAAUCUGGAAGGCAUUGUCUUUCCUGGGGAGUCUGGCCUCGCCCCUGGUAGUUAUAAGAAGGCUCCUGGCUUCGAGAGGGAAGACCAGGUGGGAGCUGAGUACCUGAAAACUUUGAAAUGCCAGGCCAAGUUAAAACCCCACUCACUAGAGCCCAGGAGUCAAGAGCAGCCUCUGCUUCAACCCAAACAGGACAUGCUGGGCAUCCUCCCUGUGGGCAGCCCCCUGACCUCAAGCAUCUCUUCUAGUAUCACCUCCAGCCUAGCAGCUACUCCCCCUAGCCCCGCCGGCACCAGCAGCGUUCCUGGCAUGAAUGCAAAUGCUCUGCCCUUCUACCCCACCAGCGACACGGUAGAGUCGGUCAUAGAGUCUGCCCUGGAUGACCUGGACCUGAACGAGUUUGGGGUAGCUGCCCUAGAGAAGACUUUCGACAACAGCACGGUGCCGCACCCAGGCAGCAUCACAAUCGGCGGCAGUUUGCUGCAGAGCUCCGCACCCGUGAACAUCCCUGGCUCCUUGAGCAGCUCUGCUUCCUUCCACUCAGCAUCCCCGUCCCCUCCUGUCAGCCUCUCCUCGCAUUUCCUGCAGCAGCCCCAGGGCCACCUGAGCCAGGCAGAAAACACAUUUUUGGGGACCUCAGCAUCACAUGGAUCUUUGGGUCUGAAUGGGAUGAAUAGCAGCAUCUGGGAGCACUUUGCCUCUGGAAGCUUCUCCCCGGGCACUUCCCCUGCCUUCCUGUCAGGGCCCGGGGCUGCCGAGCUGGCCCGGCUUCGGCAAGAGCUAGAUGAAGCCAACGGCACCAUCAAGCAGUGGGAGGAGUCCUGGAAGCAGGCAAAACAGGUACUGGGCCCCCACGCCCACCCUCCUUUCCCAGGGCCUGGUGGCAUCUAGCCCAGGCCCAUCUCACACAGAGUGGGUACAGGGGCUGGGGGAGGUCAGGGGUCCUGGGGAACAGAGCGGAAACUCCGUUUGGC